Molecule: messenger RNA, 1897 nt
Organism: Botrytis cinerea B05.10
Lineage: Eukaryota; Fungi; Ascomycota; Leotiomycetes; Helotiales; Sclerotiniaceae
Exons: 7
Coding region: 550-1545 (331 amino acids)
Source: RefSeq, a predicted model, not a curated record
GGAAGGUGCGAUACCCAAAGGGAGGUAUUUCCAGCUUGGAUUCUAAAAUUCAAUUGAGAGAGAGGGGUAACUCGAUCUUCAUGCUCCUCAUUAUUUUCUCAAGCACAUCCCCUCAUUAUUCACUUAUUCGAUUGAGAUAGACUGGAUGCCUGCACGCCAACCAGCUACAAAAGAGUUCCCAUCGUCUCUCAACCUCCCUUCAAAAACACCUCCACUUCAUACACCAUCAAACUUCUUCUUUUUCUACCAACACCACUUCAAAAUAACUUCAAAAUCAACCUUGAAUACGUUGAACGAGCGUCAACUUGCUAAGUACUAAACACUCGGGUUGUGCGCCAUACUUCCAGAUCCUUAACCGAUCUUUCAAGGCAGCCUUCAUUCAGCACCGUUUGGCCUCACUUCAAACUACAAAACGAGACGUGUUGCGCUCAUACAUCAAUUUUUGCCGAUAAUAAAGUACAUAACAUUGUCAAGCUCAAGCUCAACUUCAAUUAUCUUCCACGACUAUCUGCUAGUUUCCUGAUAUCAGCUCGUCAACUAAUACUCAAGAUGGCAUGGCGCAACAACGGUUAUGCUCCUGCUGCCGAGCGCGCAGGCGUUAUUCCAAUCGGAUUCAAAUUCAAAUGCCGUUACUGUAACAUUUUUAAAACAAAGGGUUGCUUCUCCAAAAAAGAGAUUGGCCCGUUAGAAAGAGAUGUUGCUCGAAAUCCAGGUAUGAGACUGGACCCUAUUAGCCCACUUCUACGAUGCAUGGAAUGCAAGGGCGGGCAAGUCAUGGAGCGCCAGUGCGAGGGGCCAUGUUCUAAGAUUAAAACUUUAGACAUGUUUAGCAAGUCUCAGAGGUCUAGGGGUAACGGGUGGUGCAUGGAAUGUGUUCAAUGGAAGGAAGGUCAUCAUCCCGAGGUCAAUACUACACCUGCUCCUGGUACCGAGCUAGAGCAGCUUGAUACAACCAAUGAUGCACCUGAGCCCACAACAGGUUCUUCUUAUGCUGCCAGUAUGGCGAGUUUGUCCCUUGGCAAUACUCCAAACGGUUCCCAACUUGCACCGCAUCUAAGAGGAGCUGCUGGCAGUCAAAUUGAGAACCGCUCGCAAUCGUCUAUGAGUAACCCAUUUGAAGGUGCUCGUACAGCGGAUCUUCCAACUAGCUCAGAUGUCUGGUCUACUCGCGACUCGAGACGUCGUGCAGGUCCUGCCAUACAGUACAAUGCAUAUGACGCCAAUGGGGUACGCCAUUCUCAAGAAAGGGCAAUGACCUUGACAUCUCAGGCUACUUCAACUGUCGGUGCAUCCAGCGCAACUUCUGUUGCCAGCAGUCCUGCUCGUGCUACUCGCCCAGUCACCCAAAGUCCAGCCGCCACUGCUUCUCGUCCUUCACCCACCACAGCUCCUCGUGUAGUUGUUAACCAAUCCACUGGUUGGGCCAGACCUAUCGGCACUCGCACUGCACAGCCAUCCAACCCAGGUGCUGUCACUGCAUGGGCCCCAGAGUCGAAUGAGGUUUACCGCAGAUCGGCCUACGACUCCAGCGAUGAUGAAAUGUAAAUGAUAUGACAAUUGGGAAGUUCUAAUCCUACCAUUCACUUAGUUGCUCCCCCGGGAACCAUGGUUCGGAGAAGAACAGAACACUUGCAACAACUUUAUGAAGUUUUCAAUUGAGGCUCCUUUAUUGAGUGGGCGACUGUCUAUCAAAACAAUGCCUUUUCUUUUCUAAAAGUUAAUACUAGCUUUUCUAUUUUUUUUUCUUUGAACACUAUUUACGUUGACGUUGCUCUCGAGCUCCGUACGCGGCAUGCGAUGGUUUCAUUGCUUUCGCUUUGGCUUCGACAGGAGACACUAGCAAGCGAGAUUUAUUCGUAAUGCGUUGCUUAGAUAGUUAAUACAAGCGAUUUAUUUA